This is a messenger RNA of Linum trigynum, 1158 nucleotides long. The record is from the annotation of a GenBank genome assembly. Lineage: Eukaryota; Viridiplantae; Streptophyta; Magnoliopsida; Malpighiales; Linaceae.
AUGAACAAUCCGGCGGCAGAGUUGCUCCAAGCUCAAACCCACAUCUACAACCACGUCUUCAGCUUCGUCAACUCAAUGGCGCUCAAGUCAGCCGUCGAGCUCGGAAUUCCCGACGCCAUCCACACCCACGGCAACAACAAACCCAUGCCUCUCACCGAACUCGCAGCUGCCCUCGGAAUCGAACCGGAGAGGAAGACCUACCUGCACCGCCUGAUGCGCCUCCUCGUCCACUCGGGCUUCUUUUUCGCCGCCGGCGAAGAAGAACCGGCUUAUGCGUUAACGCCUUCUUCGAAGUUGCUGGUGAAGGACAACCCGAACUGCCUGUCGUCUUUUGUGAAGCUGGUGCCACGGCCCGAGUACGUGACGCCAUGCUACGUGAUGGGAGAUUGGAUCAACGGCGGCGGAGACAAACGUGUAGCCGAGAUUUCGUUUAAGCCAAACCAAGGUGGUGCCAACAACUCAUCUCGGCGAGAAGGUGGAGAUGCUACGACGUCGUCGUCGGCAUUCGAGAGAGCAUACGGGAUGCCGUUUUGGGAGUACACGGAUCGAAACGCGGGAUUCAACGCCCUCUUCAACGACGCCAUGGCUGAGGAUUCAGGGAUGAUGAACUUGGUCGUGGGAGAUUGCUGCGGGGCGGUUUUUCGAGGAGUCGAGUCGCUCGUUGAUGUUGGCGGAGGGACGGGGACGUUCGCCAGGAUUAUAGUGAAAGCGUUCCCCGGUAUUCGGUGUCAGGUUCUGGAUCUUCCUCAGGUCAUCGGUCGCUUGGCGGCGGGGAAUUCUUCUGGGAAGUUGGAGUUUGUUGAAGGGGAUAUGUUUCAGUGUGUGCCUUCAGCGGGAGCAGUGUUGCUGAGGAUGAUUUUACACGACUGGAAGGAUGAAGAGUGUGUCAAAAUCCUGAAGAAAUGCAAGGAUGCCAUUUCGAGCAAAGGGGAGGGAGGAAAGGUGAUAAUAAUCGACAUUGUGAUGGAUGAGAAGCAGGAGGUGGAUCAUGAAUUGGCUCAAACAAAGUUGAAUUUUGACAUGGUGAUGAUGUUUAUGCUUAAUGGAAAGGAGAGGACUGAAAAGGAAUGGGAGAGGCUGUUCUUCGAAGCUGGUUUCCAACGCUACAAGGUCACUCCUUUGUUUGGUUUUAGGUCACUAAUUGAGGUUUUCCCUUAG